This is a messenger RNA of Acanthocheilonema viteae, 639 nucleotides long. Lineage: Eukaryota; Metazoa; Nematoda; Chromadorea; Rhabditida; Onchocercidae. The record is from the annotation of a GenBank genome assembly.
AUGCGUUGCGGUUUACCAGUUCAGUCUGCAGAUUAUGUCUAUCGAGUAUUUACAAGUAUUUAUCAUCUUCAUUGUUUUAAAUGUUUUUGUUGUGGACAUUUAUUCAAAAAAGGUGACCAUUAUAUGCUGGUAGAUGGACAAAUCAUUUGCAGACCAGACUAUGAACAUUUCUUAUGCCAAACACCGAUUUUUCACUCUCACUUAUAUUUUGAUCACAAUGAUUCGAAUCGUAAGACGCCAAAAAGGCCACGAACAAUCCUAAAUACACAGCAGAGGAAAGCUUUCAAAUUAGCCUUCGAGAAAACAUCAAAACCAUGUCGGAAGAUGCGUGAACAAUUAGCAAAGGAAACAAAUUUAAGCGUACGAGUUGUUCAAGUUUGGUUUCAAAAUCAGCGUGCUAAGAUGAAAAAAAUUCAGCGAAAACAGGAAGUAUCAGAAGCAAACGAUCCAGCUUGUUCAGAGAUGGACAUUAAAUCCAAUGAUGAAUUAAAAUCCAACUGCGAUUCUGCUGAUGAAUUAGAUUCUGAGAACGAUGAUGUCGAAGUUGACGAUAUAGGAAGUAAUGAAGAAAAAGGAAAAGAAUUGAGUAAUCCAAUCGCUCAACUAUUCCACAUGCAUGCUACUUAUUUCUUAACGUGA